Messenger RNA from Nomascus leucogenys (northern white-cheeked gibbon), 2969 nucleotides. It is a transcript of the gene IL31RA, whose product is annotated as interleukin 31 receptor A. Gene Ontology annotation, biological process: cytokine-mediated signaling pathway. NCBI's taxonomy places the organism in Eukaryota, Metazoa, Chordata, Mammalia, Primates, Hylobatidae. The transcript is spliced from 18 exons. The record is from RefSeq and is a predicted model, not a curated record. Gene Ontology annotation, cellular component: external side of plasma membrane; signaling receptor complex. The coding region runs from base 640 to 2628 and encodes 662 amino acids. Gene Ontology annotation, molecular function: cytokine receptor activity; cytokine binding.
ACAGCCUUCUUCGGCUUAGGAACACCGGACAGCACUCCAGCACUCUGCUUGGGGGGCAUUCGAAACAGCAAAAUCACUCGUAAAAGGCAAAAAAUUGCAAAAAAAAAAAAAAAUAGUAAUAAGCAGCAUGGCACUAAACAGACCAUGAAAAGACGUGUGUGCAGCAUGAAAAUUGAGACAGGAAGGCAGAGCGUCAGCUUGUUCCACCUCAGCUGGGAAUGUGCAUCAGGCAACUCAAGUUUUUCACCACGGCAUGUGUCUGUGAAUGACCACAAAACAUUAGUUUCGCUCUUGUCACCAGGUUGGAGUGCAAUGGCAUGAUCUUGGCUCACUGCAACCUCUGCCUCCCGGGUUCAAGCGAUUCUCCUGCCUCAGCCUCCCGAGUAGCUGGGAUUACAGUUAACAAUAAUACAAUACAUUUCCCGGCAUAAGUGGGUAAGUGCCACUUUGAUUUGGGCUGGGCUUAAAAGCACAAGAAAAGCUCCCAGACAAUCAGAGUGGAAACACUCCCACAUCUUAGUGUGGAUAAAUUAAAGUCCGGAUUGUUCUUCCUGUCCUGACUUGUGCUCUAGGAGAUGGUGUUGCCUUUGAUGCAAAUCCUUUGAGCCAGCAGAAUAUCUGUGGAACAUCCCCUGAUACAUGAAGCUCUCUCCCCAGCCUUCGUGUGCUAACCUGGGGAUGAUGUGGACCUGGGCACUGUGGAUGUUCCCUUCACUCUGCAAAUUCAGCCUGGCAGCUCUGCCAGCUAAGCCUGAGAACAUUUCCUGUGUCUACUACUAUAGGAAAAAUUUAACCUGCACUUGGAGUCCAGGAAAGGAAACCAGUUAUACCCAGUACACGGCUAAGAGAACUUACGCUUUUGGAGAAAAACAUGAUAAUUGUACAACCAAUAGUUCUACAAGUGAAAAUCGUGCUUCGUGCUCUUUUUUCCUUCCAAGAAUAACGAUCCCAGAUAAUUAUACCAUUGAGGUGGAAGCUGAAAAUGGAGAUGGUGUGAUUAAAUCUGAUAUGACAUAUUGGAGAUUAGAGGACAUAGCGAAAACUGAACCACCUCGGAUUUUCAGUGUGAAACCAGUUUUGGGCAUCAAACGAAUGAUUCAAAUUGAAUGGAUAAAGCCUGAGUUGGCACCUGUUUCAUCUGAUUUAAAAUACACACUUCGAUUCAGGACAGUCAAUAGUACCAGCUGGAUGGAAGUCAACUUCGCUAAGAACCGUAAGGAUGAAAACCAAACCUACAACCUCACGGGGCUGCAGGCUUUUACAGAAUAUGUCGUAGCUCUGCAAUGUGCAGUCAAGGAGUCAAAGUUCUGGAGUGACUGGAGCCAAGAAAAAAUGGGAACGACUGAGGAAGAAGCUCCAUGUGGCCUGGAACUGUGGAGAGUCCUGAAACCAGCUGAGGCAGAUGGAAGAAGGCCAGUGCGGUUAUUAUGGAAGAAGGCAAGAGGAGCCCCAGUCCUAGAGAAAACACUUGGCUACAACAUAUGGUACUAUCCAGAAAACAACACUAACCUCACAGAAACAAUGAACACCACUAACCAGCAGCUUGAACUGCACCUGGGAGGCAAGAGCUAUUGGGUGUCUAUGAUUUCUUAUAAUUCUCUCGGGAAGUCUCCAGUGGCCACCCUGAGGAUUCCAGCUAUUCAGGAAAAACCAUUUCAGUGCAUUGAGGUCAUGCAGGUCUGCCUUGCUGAGGACCAGCUAGUGGUGAAGUGGCAAAGCUCUGCUCUAGACGUGAACACUUGGAUGAUUGAAUGGUUUCCGGACGUGGACUCAGAGCCCACCACCCUUUCCUGGGAAUCUGUGUCUCAGGCCACGAACUGGACAAUCCAGCAAGAUAAAUUAAAACCUUUCUGGUGCUAUAACAUCUCUGUGUAUCCAAUGUUGCACGACAAAGUUGGCGAGCCAUAUUCCAUCCAGGCUUAUGCCAAAGAAGGCGUUCCAUCAGAAGGUCCUGAGACCAAGGUGGAGAACAUUGGCGUGAAGACGGUCACGAUCGCAUGGAAAGAGAUUCCCAAGAGUGAGAGAAAGGGUAUCAUCUGCAACUAUACCAUCUUUUACCAAGCUGAAGGUGGAAAAGGAUUCUCCAAGACAGUCAAUUCCAGCAUCUUGCAGUACAGCCUGGAGUCCCUGCAACGAAAGACCUCUUACACUGUUCAGGUCAUGGCCAGCACCAGUGCUGGGGGAACCAACGGGACCAGCAUAAAUUUCAAGACAUUGUCAUUCAGUGUCUUUGAGAUUAUCCUUAUAACUUCUCUGAUUGGUGGAGGCCUUCUUAUUCUCAUUAUCCUGACAGUGGCAUAUGGUCUCAAAAAACCCAACAAAUUGACUCACCUGUGUUGGCCCAGCGUUCCCAACCCUGCUGAUAGUAGUAUAGCCACAUGGCGUGGAGAUGAUUUCAAGGAUAAGCUAAACCUGAAGGAGUCUGAUGACUCCGUGAACACAGGAAACAGGAUCUUAAAACCAUAUUCCACCCCCAGUGACAAGUUGGUGAUUGACAAGUUGGUGGUGAACUUUGGGAAUGUUCUGCAAGAAAUCUUCACAGAUGAAGCCAGAAUGGGUCAGGAAAACAAUUUAGGAGGGGAAAAGAAUGAGAAUAGAAUUCUCUCUUCCUACCCAACUUCAAUAUAAGUGUGGACUAAAAUGCGAGAAAGGUGUCCUGUGGUCUAUGCAAAUUAGAAAGGACAUGCAGAGUUUUCCGACUAGGAAGACUGAAUCUGUGGCCCCAAGAGAACCAUCUCUGAAGACUGGGUAUGUGGUCUUUUCCACACAUGGACCACCUACGGAUGCAAUCUGUGAUGCAUGUGCAUGAGAAGUCUGUUAUUGAGUAUGAAAACAUGGUUAUGGUAAUAGGAACAGCUUUUAAAAUGCUUUUGUAUUUGGGCCUUUCAUACAAAAAAGCCAUAAUACCAUUUUCAUGUAAUGCUAUACUUCUGUACUAUUUUCAUGUAAUACUAUACUUCUAUAUUAAA